Catharus ustulatus (Swainson's thrush) is the source of this 2006-nucleotide messenger RNA. RefSeq names its product suppressor of variegation 3-9 homolog 1 (gene SUV39H1). The record is from RefSeq and is a predicted model, not a curated record. Gene Ontology annotation, cellular component: nucleus. NCBI's taxonomy places the organism in Eukaryota, Metazoa, Chordata, Aves, Passeriformes, Turdidae. Gene Ontology annotation, molecular function: histone H3K9 methyltransferase activity; zinc ion binding; protein binding.
AUUCAGCCAAUCAGAACGCGCGGCCAUCUGCCGGUAUGCAAAUAAACCCCCGAAACAACCAAUGGGCGCCGCGCGCGGGCGGAGGAAGCCCCGCCCCUCUCGCUCCCCGCGGGGCGGAAGCGGCGCCAGAAAAAAAAAGGAAAAAGGCGGAAAAAGGCAAAAAAAAAAGCGGCGGCGGCUGAAAAUGGCGGAAAAUUUAAAAGGCUGCUCCGUGUGCUGCCUGUCGUCGUGGUCGCGACUGCAGGACCUGUGUCGGCUGCAGCGCUUGCGGUGCCGCGCCCUCGGCGUCACCCGCCGCAACCUCGGCGACUUCGAGGUGGAGCUGCUGUGCGACUACCGGAGAGUGAGGGACGAGGAGUGGUACCUGGUGAAAUGGCGCGGUUACCCUCCCUCCGCCAACACCUGGGAGCCUCGCCGCAACCUCCGCUGCCGCGGCCUCCUCCAGCAGCUCCACGCCGACCUCGCCCGCGCCCCGGGCGGCCCCGUCCGCCCCAGCCCCCGCGGCUUACCCGCCCGAGCCGUGGCUUACCUGGCCCAAAAAGCCGAACAACGCCGCGCCCUGCGCAGGUGGGAGCAACACCUGAACCUCACCCGCAGCCACAGCGGCCGCAUCGCCGUGGAGAACGAGGUGGAUCUGCACGGCCCUCCCCGCGACUUCGUCUACGUCAACGAGUACAAGGUGGGCGCGGGCGUGGCGCUGACCCCCGUGGCCGCCGGCUGCGAGUGCCGCGAUUGCCUGGCCGAGGCCACGCUGGCCGGGGGUUGUUGCCCCGGAGCGUCGCACAACAGGUUCGCCUACAACGAGGCCGGGCAGGUGAGGAUCAGGGCGGGGCUGCUCUACGAGUGCAACUCGCGGUGCCGCUGCGGGGAGGAGUGUCCCAACCGCGUGGUGCAGCGCGGCAUCCGCUACGACCUGUGCAUCUUCCGCACCGGGGACGGGCGCGGCUGGGGAGUGCGCACGCUGCAGCGCAUCCGCAAGAACUCCUUCGUCAUGGAGUACGUGGGGGAGAUCAUCACCUCGGAGGAGGCCGAGCGCCGGGGCCAGGUGUACGACCGCCAGGGCGCCACUUACCUGUUCGACCUGGACUACGUGGAGGACGUGUACACCGUGGACGCCGCGCACUACGGCAACAUCUCGCACUUCGUCAACCACAGCUGUGACCCCAACCUGCAGGUGUACAACGUGUUCAUCGAGAACCUGGACCAGCGGCUGCCCCGCAUCGCCCUGUUCGCCACCAGACCCAUCCGGGCCGGCGAGGAGCUCACCUUCGACUACAACAUGCACGUGGACCCCGUGGACGCCGAGAGCUCACGCAUGGACUCCAACUUCGGCCUGGUGGGGGGGGCUCACCUGGGCGGCUCCCCCCGCGCCCGGCCCCGCAUCGAGUGCAAGUGCGGGGCGGCCUCGUGCCGCAAGUUCCUCUUCUGACGCACCUGGGGCACCUGGGAACACCUGGGAGUGCCUGGAGAACAGCUGGCCCCACCCAUGGUGCACCUGGAGAACACCUGGAGAACAGCUGGGAGUGCCUGGAGAACAGCUGGCCCCACCCAUGGAACACCUGGAGAACACCUGGCUCUGCCCAUGGCGCACCUGGGAGCACCUGGAGAACAGCUGGCCCCACCUGCAGAACACCUGGCUCAGCCCACAGUGCACCUGGAAACACCUGGACCAUGUGUCUGCUGUUCUGGAACACCUGGGAACACCUGGCCAUGCUCAUGGAGCACCUGGAGAACACCUGGCCACACCCACAGUGCACCUGGGAACACCUGGGCUGUGUGUCUGCUGUUCUGGAACACCUGGGGAACACCUGGAGAACACCUGGCCCUGCCCAUGGUGCACCUGGGAACACCUGGAGAGCACCUGGGAGUGCCUGGAGAACAGCUGGCCCCACCUGGGAACACCUGGAGAACACCUGGGAACACCUGACCCCACCCAUGGUGCACCUGGAGAACACCUGGGAGUGCCUGGGAACACCUGGCCCUGCCCAUGGAGCACCUGGAGAAAC